AUACAACAGUUUCGUUCAUUCUCUCAAAACCCUCUCUUUUCAAAGCUCUUCUGCAAAUCCUUGGUUUCUUCAAUGGCAAUGGCUUGGGCUUCCUCUUUGAUUCUUCUUUUUCUUCUCUUUACAUUCUCAGAAGCUAAUGGGAGAGAGAUCUUGGUUGGUGGCAAGUCUGAUUCGUGGAAAAUUCCAUCCUCUGCAGCUGAAGCUCUGAAUCACUGGGCUGAAGCAACUCGUUUCAAGAUCGGAGAUUCUCUCAUUUGGAAUUAUGAUCCUAAGCAGGAUUCAGUGGUGGAAGUGGAUCAAGAGAAUUACGAUCGAUGCAAUACAUCGAAUUCGAUCGCAGAGUACAAAGAUGGGAACACGAAAGUGAAGCUGAAUCGAUCUGGGCCGUUCUAUUUUAUCAGUGGAGCACAGGGGAAUUGCCAGAAGGGCGAGAAAUUGAUUGUGGUGGUGCUGUCUCCGAACCAUGAUAAGCCCAAGAAAUCUCCCCCAUCGCCAUCUCCGGGUCCGGUAUGGUCCGAUACUCCAGUGCCUUCUCCGAUGGGAUUUCAUACACCGGCACCUGCGCCGGAAAAGAGUGGUGGUGCCGGUGGUUUUAGUGGUGGAGUAGUUGCUGCUUUGAUGGUAUUUGGGAGUUUGGUGGGAAUGGCUUUAUUCUUCUGAGGGUUUUCCCUUCUUGUAUGUGAGAACAAAUUUAUUAAUAGGA
Messenger RNA from Telopea speciosissima, 703 nucleotides. RefSeq names its product early nodulin-like protein 1. Gene Ontology annotation, molecular function: electron transfer activity. NCBI's taxonomy places the organism in Eukaryota, Viridiplantae, Streptophyta, Magnoliopsida, Proteales, Proteaceae. The record is from RefSeq and is a predicted model, not a curated record. The transcript is spliced from 2 exons. The annotation marks the transcript as partial. Gene Ontology annotation, cellular component: plasma membrane.